Molecule: messenger RNA, 1278 nt
Organism: Xenopus laevis (African clawed frog)
Lineage: Eukaryota; Metazoa; Chordata; Amphibia; Anura; Pipidae
Exons: 4
Coding region: 534-1169 (211 amino acids)
Source: RefSeq, a predicted model, not a curated record
GUUUCCCAGUUGCAUAAAUAUCUCUCCCAAUUGCAUUCUUGAGUUUAUUCUUCACUGCCAGAUCUAGAAGAUGUUCCAGGAUCACAUACCCUUGUUCCAAGAAAUUGGGUCCUCAUCAAAAGACAUUCUGCAUUGGGAUGGACUACUUCAAGUGCUUCUCGCUACAAAUACUGCAGUCAUCACACUAAAAACAAACAUUUCCCCGAAGUGAACCCAGUAGGAAAGUGAAAGCGACUGGGAAAGACCAAUGAUCCACCCCCACCCACUGCUACUUCCCCCCAUAAGGACAUUAUUUCUAUGGGGAAUUCUAUAUAAGCAGGACCUGAGCUCAACUGUAUGAUAAGGUCCCACAGCUCCUGAUCCUCAGUCUCGUCACACUCCCCCCCAGCAGGGAGCUGAAAGACAACAGGAAGAUUCUCUGAAUUCUGUAAGUCAGGUAAACGUUCCUACUUCAGCUGAGCACGUUGGUUCCACAGUAGCAGAGCAGGAAAAACAACGUUACAGGAAACAAUUUAUAAGAAGAAAAGUGGAAGAUGUCUGGAACCAAUCAGCACAAGUGGGAAAAAACAUUCCAUCCUGGUAUCAAGAAUGUUACAUUAACAUUACGGGGAGAUAAAACACUAACAACAUUCAUAAAUCGGGUUACACAUGAAAGUUCUGAGAAUAUAAUUGGCAUAUCCAAAAAACCAUCAAUAUCACCUGGAAGUGUGUCAGUGAGCCCAUCUGGUUUUAUUGAUAUGUUUGAUACUGCAGACAGACCAGCUGAGGCUUCUGCAGUAGGUGUCUAUGCUGUGACUGAUACCUAUGCCUGUAAAGGAUUCAAGAAUGCACCUGGGAAACGGAUCCCUAAGGCUGGAGCCUACGCUGGUGCUGGGGUGGGGAGGGCCAGGGCUGCAGUUAGUGUGUUAGAGGCUGAAGCCAAAGGCCCUAAUGCCUCGGCUGGAGCUGUAGCCAAAAUUUAUAGAGCUGAAGCGAUGGCCAGAGCAGAGGUGGGAAGUGUUUCUGCCAGUGCUGGUCCAAUCAAAGCCACUCUGGGCCUUGGGGUGGAUACAGGGGUGAAGGUGGGUGUGGAUGGGGUUGAGGCAAAAAUCUUAGGCACUGGGAUUAGACUUGGACCUAAUCCAAGUAUCUCUUUGCUUGGGUCAGAACUUUCUUGUGUUAUUUCAUAAGAUCCACUAGGAUCUACUUAUCAAGGUCCAAAAAUGCAGCUUUUUGAUUCCAUAGUGAAAAUACCCCAUAACAAUUAUAAAGUCUGCAAAUCAUUAUAUAUAUAUAUAU